Molecule: messenger RNA, 833 nt
Organism: Sitodiplosis mosellana (orange wheat blossom midge)
Lineage: Eukaryota; Metazoa; Arthropoda; Insecta; Diptera; Cecidomyiidae
Exons: 4
Coding region: 480-806 (108 amino acids)
Source: RefSeq, a predicted model, not a curated record
GUGACACUUGUUGCCGGCCUAUUUAUUCAAUAGGAUUGCUCAGACAACAACAAAGUAAACAAAUGCAAUGUUCGGUCGGAAUAAUGCAAAAUUACGUGUGUAUAUUCGGUAUACUGUUCUGUAUACGAAAUUAUAAUCAAAUUCCACCGACAAAACGAUGAAAAUAAAUUAUUCCGAAAUUGUGUGUGGUAAAUGUAGGAUGGUAAAAAUAUCAUCAUCAUUUUUCGGUCAAAAAAGUAGUGAGAGUGAAACCGAUUUAGAAAAUGUUGCAUGCUUUGAUUGUUGUGGUGAAUCGCAGUGGAUAGAGUGCGAAUGAGUCAAUAUGAAAUCGAGGGUUGUUUAUAUGUUAGUGUCAAAAAUGAGCAUCUUCACGGUGACAGUACAUAACCAAAGUACACACUGCACAAUUGAAAUGAAAGAGACAAAUCACGCCAUCAAGUGUAUUCAAGUGAAGCAAUCGAUCCGAUCAACAUUGAACCAUGGACACUCCAAAUGAUUCUGAUGGCAGCCCAACGACCGCUGUUCCGACCAAAGUGUUCCGCUUCACAUUACCUAGCGUACCAAGCGAUGAUAGGAACGCCAACUUGUUUGGCUCAGUAUCGGAGGCUCAAAAUCUCCGGCAAAUGGAACAACUGUGCGGCAUGUUUCGUUCGGCUUUGCUACAAGUGGAUGAGACACGUCCAUUGAAUCUGCGAUGCAGCAUGUGCAUCAGCCAGCUUCAUCGGACCUAUUUCCGAAAUGUGGAAGAAUUGAUCACUCAUUUCCAGAACAAACACCACAUGAAGGCGAUUUUCGUGUCAGAAUGAAAUAAUUUACCACAAUUUUAUCGUUUU